AUGCCCAGCCCCACAGGGAAUGACGUCGCUAUAAGCACAGCAUCUGCAAGCACCUCACCGACCAACGUGACGAGCAUAGCAUCAACGAGUGAUGCGUCGGGUGAAAUACUUACUUCUGCAAAAGCCCCCAGCGCCACCACGAUUGAUGUCAAUCCUAGCACACCUUCUCCAAGUCCUUUGACUGUUGAAACCCCUGGCUUCCCAACCUACAGCGGCCCCACUGUUACCGAUGUCAACAGAACCACAGCUUUCAUGACUUCUCCUCCAGGUGAAACACUGAGCACCACUGCAAAUGCAGGCCUCACCGGCACCGAGGGAAGUACAGCCAUUGAUCCCACACAUUCCCCCGCAGAUCAAACUCCUGCUCCCACAGAAAAAGACAGCACCACAGGAACCCCUGGCACUAAAACUCCAGCUCCAACAAGGACAUCACCCCAGGAAAAUCCAAGCCCUUCUGGGGAAGCCAGCAGCACCAUAACUGUUGUCAGCACUCAAACAGCAUCGACCUCACUCUCAGAGGAAGAAUAUACCCAGACAUCAAGUGGCAGCAUCUCGACGCCGAUUAGUACUAGUCUCAGCGAUGGGACUGCAGAAGUGCUUUCCCCAAGUACCCUACCUGGGACAACGCAGAGCUUGACAACGUUCACCUUGCCGGGGAACAAUGGGACUGCAGCCUCAGCUUUUACAACUUCUCCUUCGGGUUUAACAGAGGGUCGCCCCUCCCAGGCUGCUACCACUACGAAUGAUUCCCCUGAAACCACCCCAUCCACAAGUACUCUGUCCUCCGAGACGCUCAGUUCCGCAACAGUGCACAGUGCACCAGAAAAUCCCACUGGCACAGCAACAGAUGUCACUUCAAAGCCCGCAUCCGCAAGUACUCCCUCGGCAGAAGCACAAGUCUCACCAACCAUUCCCAGCCCUACAGGGAAUGACAUUGCUAUAAGCACAGCAUCUGCAAGCACCUCACUGACCAACGUGAUGAGCAUAGCAUCAACGAGUGAUGCGUCGGGUGAAAUACAUACUUCUGCAAAAGCCCCCAGCGCCACCACGAUUGAUGUCAAUCCUAGCACACCUUCUCCAAGUCCUUUGACUGUCGAAACCCCUGGCUUCCCAACCUACAGCAGCCCCACUGGUACCGAUGUCAACAGAACCACAGCUUUCAUGACUUCUCCUCCAGGUGAAACACUGAGCACCACUGCAAAUGCAGGCCUCACCGGCACCGAGGGAAGUACAGCCAUUGAUCCCACACAUUCCCCCGCAGAUCAAACUCCUGCUCCCACAGAAAAAGACAGCACCACAGGAACCCCUGGCACUAAAACUCCAGCUCCAACAAGGACAUCACCCCAGGAAAAUCCAAGCCCUUCUGGGGAAGCCAGCAGCACCAUAACUGUUGUCAGCACUCAAACAGCAUCGACCUCACUCUCAGAGGAAGAAUAUACCCAGACAUCAAGUGGCAGCAUCUCGACGCCGAUUAGUACUAGUCUCAGCGAUGGGACUGCAGAAGUGCUUUCCCCAAGUACCCUACCUGGGACAACGCAGAGCUUGACAACGUUCACCUUGCCAGGGAACAAUGGGACUGCAGCCUCAGCUUUUACAACUUCUCCUUCGGGUUUAACAGAGGGUCGCCCCUCCCAGGCUGCUACCACUACGAAUGAUUCCCCUGAAACCACCCCAUCCACAAGUACUCUGUCCUCCGAGACGCUCAGUUCCGCAACAGUGCACAGCGCACCAGAAAAUGCCACUGGCACAGCAACAGAUGUCACUUCAAAGCCCGCAUCCGCAAGUACUCCCUCGGCAGAAGCACAAGUCUCACCAACCAUUCCCAGCCCUACAGGGAAUGACAUUGCUAUAAGCACAGCAUCUGCAAGCACCUCACCGACCAACGUGACGAGCAUAGCAUCAACGAGUGAUGCGUCGGGUGAAAUACGUACUUCUGCAAAAGCCCCCAGCGCCACCACGAUUGAUGUCAAUCCUAGCACACCUUCUCCAAGUCCUUUGACUGUCGAAACCCCUGGCUUCCCAACCUACAGCAGCCCCACUGGUACCGAUGUCAACAGAACCACAGCUUUCAUGACUUCUCCUGCAGGUGAAACACUGAGCAGCACCGCAAAUGCAGGCCUCACCGGCACCAAGGGAAGUACAGCCAUUGAUCCGACACAUUCCCCCGCAGAUCAAACUCCUGCUCCCACAGAAAAAGACAGCACCACAGGAACCCCUGGCACUAAAACUCCAGCUCCAACAAGGACAUCACCCCAGGAAAAUCCAAGCCCUUCUGGGGAAGCCAGCAGCACCAUAACUGUUGUCAGCACUCAAACAGCAUCGACCUCACUCUCAGAGGAAGAAUAUACCCAGACAUCAAGUGGCAGCAUGUCGACGCCGAUCAGUACUAGUCUCAGCGAUGGGACUGCAGAAGUGCUUUCCCCAAGUACCCUACCUGGGGCAACGCAGAGCUUGACAAUGUUCACCUUGCCCGGGAACAAUGGGACUGUAGCCUCAGCUUUUACAACUUCUCCUUCGGGUUUAACAGAGAGUCCCCCCUCCCAGGCUGCUACCACCAAGAAUGAUUCCCCUGAACCCACACCACCAUCCACAAGUACUCUGUCCUCCGAGAUGCUCAGUUCCGCAACAGUGCACAGUGCAACAGAAAAUGCCACUGGCACAGCAACAGAUGUCACUUCAAAGCCCGCAUCCGCAAGUACUCCCUCGGCAGAAGCACAAGUCUCACCAACCUUGCCCAGCCCCACAGGGAAUGACGUCGCUAUAAGCACAGCUUUGACAGAGACCCUCUCUGAGCAAUCCUACACAUCUUCAUACAGUGCCAGUAGCACCCACAGCAAUGUCACCACAAAGGCAGCUUUCUUAACCUCUCCCUCCAAUGCAACCCAGAACUCUGCAUCCUCACACAGGCCCUCCGCAGAGUCCAGCACAACAAUUAGAGAUGCCACUGCAAGUGCAGCUUCCACAAGCGCUCCCUUGGGUGAAACACACAUUCCCUCAACUAAACUCAGAACCACAGGGAUGCAACACACAGCUUCAACCACUGCUCCUUCAGGGAAAACAGACAGCCCUCCACCCAUUACGAAUCCCACAGGGAAUGAUAGCGGUACCACCCUGGCCAAGAGCAGCAGCAAUCCUUCAACUAGCAAAAAUACUAUUGACAGCAGUUCUACUACCCUUUCCAUUAGCAAAUCUAGUAAGUCAAAGAGUACUAGUAGCCCUUUGUCCAUUAUAACUAGUUCUUUAAAGAGUACUAGAAGUGUUUCCUCUAUAAAAACUACCACUGCCAAGAGUACUGGCAGCACUUUCACUAUCAAAACUAGUACUGGUAAGAGUACAAGCAGCAUUUCCAACAUGAAAACUACUUUUGCCAACAGUACUAGUAGCAUUUCUACUGCCAAGAGUACAAGUAUCCCUUCCACUGCCAAAACUACUACUCCCAGCAGUACAAGCAGCCCUUCCACUAUUAAAACUACUCCUGCCAACAGUACUAAAAGUCCUUCCACUGUCAAAAUUACUACUGCCAGGGAUACUAGCAGACCUUCAACUACCAAAACUACUACUGCUAAGAGUAAUAGUAGCCCUUCCACUCCCAAAACUACUACUGCCAAGAGUACUAAAAGUCCUUCCACUGCCAAAACUACUACGGCCAGGAGUACUAGCAGACCUUCAACUAUCAAAACUACUACUGCUAAGAGUACUAGUAGCCCAUCCACUACCCAAACUACUACUGCUAAGAAUACUAGUAGCCCUUCCACUCCCAAAACUACUACUGCCAAGAGUACAAGCAGCUCUUCCACUAUUAAAACUACUCCUGCCAAGAGUACUAAAAGUCCUUCCACUGCCAAAACUACUACUGCCAGGGAUACUAGCAGACCUUCAACUACCAAAACUACUACUGCUAAGAGUACUAGUAGCCCUUCCACUCCGAAAACUACUACUGCCAAGAGAACAAGCAGCUCUUCAACUAUUAAAACUACUCCUGCCAAGAGUACUAAAAGUCCUUCCACUGCCAAAACUACUACUGCCAGGAGUACUAGCAGACCUUCAGCUAUCAAAACUACUACUGCUAAGAGUACUAGUAGCCGUUCUACUGCCCAAACUACUACUGCUAAGAAUUCUAGUAGCCCUUCCACUCCCAAAUCUACUACUGCCAAGAGUACAAGCAGCUCAUCCACUAUUAAAACUACUACUGCCAAGAGUACUAAAAGUCCUUCCACUGCCAAAACUACUACUGCCAGGAGUACUAGCAGAACUUUAACUAUCAAAACUAGUACUGCUAAGAGUACUAGUAGCCCUUCCACUACCAAAACUACUACUGCUAAGAAUACUAGUAGCCUUUCCACCCCCAAAACUACUACUGCCAAGAGUACAAGCAGCUCUUCCACUAUUAAAACUACUCCUGCCAAGAGUACUAAAAGUCCUUCCACUGCCAAAACUACUACUGCCAGGAGUACUAGCAGACCUUCAACUAUCAAAACUAGUACUGCUAAGAGUACUAGCAGCCCUUCCACUCCCAAAACUACUACUGCUAAGAAUACUAGUAGCCUUUCCACUCCCAAAACUACUACUGCCAAGAGUACAAGCAGCUCUUCCACUAUUAAAACUACUCCUGCCAAGAGUACUAAAAGUCCUUCCACUGCCAAAACUACAACUGCCAGGAGUACUAGCCUACCUUCAACUACCAAAACUACUACUGCUAAGAGUACUAGUAGCCCUUCCACUCCCAAAACUACUCCUGCCAAGAGUACAAGCAGCUCUUCCAGUAUUAAAACUACUCCUGCCAAGAGUACUAAUAGUCCUUCCACUGCCCAAACUACUACUGCCAGGAGUACUAGCAGACCUUCAACUAUCAAAACUAGUACUGCUAAGAGUACUAGCUGCCCUUCCACUCCCAAAACUACUACUGCCAAGAGUACAAGCAGCUCUUCCUUUAUUAAAAGUACUCCUGCCAAGAGUACUAAAAGUCCUUCCACUGCCAAAACUACUACUACCAGGAGUACUAGCCUACCUUCAACUACCAAAACUACUACUGCUAAGAAUACUAGUAGCCCUUCUACUCCCAAAAUUACUACUGCCAAGAGUACAAGCAGCUCUUCCAUUAUAAAAAGUACUCCUGCCAAGAGUACUAAAAGUCCUUCCACUGCCAAAACUACUACUGCCAGGAGUACUAGCAGACCUUCAACUACCAAAACUACUACUGCUAAGAGUACUGGCAGCCCUUCCACUCCCAAAACUACUACUGCCAAGAGUACUAAAAGUCCUUCCACUGCGAAAACUACGACUGCCAAGAGUACUAAAAGUCCUUCCACUGCGAAAACUACUACUGCCAGGAGUACUAGCAGAUCUUCAACUACAAAAACUACUGUUGUCAAGAGUACUACCAGAACUACCACAAGUGAGAUAUGCCAAAAUCCCAGUGGCACAGCAACAGAUGUCACUUCAAAGCCCGCAUCCGCAAGUACUCCCUCGGCAGAAGCACAAGUCUCACCAACCAUGCCCAGCCCCACAGGGAAUGACGUCGCUAUAAGCACAGCAUCUGCAAGCACCUCACCGACCAACGUGACGAGCAUAGCAUCAACGAGUGAUGCGUCGGGUGAAAUAAGUACUUCUUCAAAAGCCCCCAGCGCCACCACGAUUGAUGUCAAUCCUAGCACACCUUCUCCAAGUCCUUUGACUGUCGAAACCCCUGGCUUCCCAACCUACAGCGGCCCCACUGUUACCGAUGUCAACAGAACCACAGCUUUCAUGACUUCUCCUGCAGGUGAAACACUGAGCAGCACCGCAAAUGCAGGCCUCACCGGCACCGAGGGAAGUACAGCCAUUGCUCCCACACAUUCCCCCGCAGAUCAAACUCCUGCUCCCACAGAAAAAGACAGCACCACAGGAACCCCUGGCACUAAAACUCCAGCUCCAACAGGGACAUCACCCCAGGAAAAUCCAACCCCUCCUGGGGAAGCCAGCAGCACCAUGACUGUUGUCAGCACUCAAACAGCAUCGACCUCACUCUCAGAGGAAGAAUAUACCCAGACAUCAAGUGGCAGCAUGUCGACGCCGAUCAGUACUAGUCUCAGCGAUGGGACUGCAGAAGUGCUUUCCCCAAGUACCCUACCUGGGACAACGCAGAGCUUGACAACGUUCACCUUACCGGGGAACAAUGGGACUGUAGCCUCAGAUUUUACAACUUCUCCUUCGGGUUUAACAGAGAGUCCCCCCUCCCAGGCUGCUACCACCACGAAUGAUACCCCUGAAACCACCCCAUCCAUAAGUACUCUGUCCUCCGAGACGCUCAGUUCCGCAACAGUGCACAGUGCACCAGAAAAUGCCACUGGCACAGCAACAGAUGUCACUUCAAAGCCCGCAUCCGCAAGUACUCCCUCGGCAGAAGCACAAGUCUCACCAACCAUGCCCAGCCCCACAGGGAAUGACGUCGCUAUAAGCACAGCAUCUGCAAGCACCUCACCGACCAACGUGACGAGCAUAGCAUUAACGAGUGAUGCGUCGGGUGAAAUAAGUACUUCUGCAAAAGCCCCCAGCGCCACGACGAUUGAUGUCAAUUCUAGCACACCUUCUCCAAGUCCUUUGACUGUCGAAACCCCUGGCUUCCCAACCUACGGCGGCCCCACUGUUACCGAUGUCAACAGAACCACAGCUUUCAUGACUUCUCCUGCAGGUGAAACACUGAGCAGCACCGCAAAUGCAGGCCUCACCGGCACCGAGGGAAGUACAGCCAUUGCUCCCACACAUUCCCCCGCAGAUCAAACUCCUGCUCCCACAGAAAAAGACAGCACCACAGGAACCCCUGGCACUAAAACUCCAGCUCCAACAGGGACAUCACCCCAGGAAAAUCCAACCCCUCCUGGGGAAGCCAGCAGCACCAUGACUGUUGUCAGCACUCAAACAGCAUCGACCUCACUCUCAGAGGAAGAAUAUACCCAGACAUCAAGUGGCAGCAUGUCGACGCCGAUCAGUACUAGUCUCAGCGAUGGGACUGCAGAAGUGCUUUCCCCAAGUACCCUACCUGGGACAACGCAGAGCUUGACAACGUUCACCUUACCGGGGAACAAUGGGACUGUAGCCUCAGAUUUUACAACUUCUCCUUCGGGUUUAACAGAGAGUCCCCCCUCCCAGGCUGCUACCACCACGAAUGAUACCCCUGAAACCACCCCAUCCAUAUGUACUCUGUCCUCCGAGACGCUCAGUUCCGCAACAGUGCACAGUGCACCAGAAAAUGCCACUGGCACAGCAACAGAUGUCACUUCAAAGCCCGCAUCCGCAAGUACUCCCUCGGCAGAAGCACAAGUCUCACCAACCAUGCCCAGCCCCACAGGGAAUGACGUCGCUAUAAGCACAGCAUCUGCAAGCACCUCACCGACCAACGUGACGAGCAUAGCAUCAACGAGUGAUGCGUCGGGUGAAAUACGUACUUCUGCAAAAGCCCCCAGCGCCACCACGAUUGAUGUCAAUCCUAGCACACCUUCUCCAAGUCCUUUGACUGUCGAAACCCCUGGCUUCCCAACCUACGGCGGCCCCACUGUUACCGAUGUCAACACAACCACAGCUUUCAUGACUUCUCCUGCAGGUGAAACACUGAGCAGCACCGCAAAUGCAGGCCUCACCGGCACCGAGGGAAGUACAGCCAUUGCUCCCACACAUUCCCCCGCAGAUCAAACUCCUGCUCCCACAGAAAAAGACAGCACCACAGGAACCCCUGGCACUAAAACUCCAGCUCCAACAGGGACAUCACCCCAGGAAAAUCCAACCCCUCCUGGGGAAGCCAGCAGCACCAUGACUGUUGUCAGCACUCAAACAGCAUCGACCUCACUCUCAGAGGAAGAAUAUACCCAGACAUCAAGUGGCAGCAUGUCGACGCCGAUCAGUACUAGUCUCAGCGAUGGGACUGCAGAAGUGCUUUCCCCAAGUACCCUACCUGGGACAACGCAGAGCUUGACAACGUUCACCUUCCCGGGGAACAAUGGGACUGUAGCCUCAGAUUUUACAAUUUCUCCUUCGGGUUUAACAGAGAGUCCCCCCUCCCAGGCUGCUACCACCACGAAUGAUUCCCCUGAAACCACCCCAUCCAUAAGUACUCUGUCCUCCGAGACGCUCAGUUCCGCAACAGUGCACAGUGCACCAGAAAAUGCCACUGGCACAGCAACAGAUGUCACUUCAAAGCCCGCAUCCGCAAGUACUCCCUCGGCAGAAGCACAAGUCUCACCAACCAUGCCCAGCCCCACAGGGAAUGACGUCGCUAUAAGCACAGCAUCUGCAAGCACCUCACCGACCAACGUGACGAGCAUAGCAUUAACGAGUGAUGCGUCGGGUGAAAUAAGUACUUCUGCAAAAGCCCCCAGCGCCACCACGAUUGAUGUCAAUCCUAGCACACCUUCUCCAAGUCCUUUGACUGUCGAAACCCCUGGCUUCCCAACCUACGGCGGCCCCACUGUUACCGAUGUCAACACAACCACAGCUUUCAUGACUUCUCCUGCAGGUGAAACACUGAGCAGCACCGCAAAUGCAGGCCUCACCGGCACCGAGGGAAGUACAGCCAUUGCUCCCACACAUUCCCCCGCAGAUCAAACUCCUGCUCCCACAGAAAAAGACAGCACCACAGGAACCCCUGGCACUAAAACUCCAGCUCCAACAGGGACAUCACCCCAGGAAAAUCCAACCCCUCCUGGGGAAGCCAGCAGCACCAUGACUGUUGUCAGCACUCAAACAGCAUCGACCUCACUCUCAGAGGAAGAAUAUACCCAGACAUCAAGUGGCAGCAUGUCGACGCCGAUCAGUACUAGUCUCAGCGAUGGGACUGCAGAAGUGCUUUCCCCAAGUACCCUACCUGGGACAACGCAGAGCUUGACAACGUUCACCUUCCCGGGGAACAAUGGGACUGUAGCCUCAGAUUUUACAAUUUCUCCUUCGGGUUUAACAGAGAGUCCCCCCUCCCAGGCUGCUACCACCACGAAUGAUUCCCCUGAAACCACCCCAUCCAUAAGUACUCUGUCCUCCGAGACGCUCAGUUCCGCAACAGUGCACAGUGCACCAGAAAAUGCCACUGGCACAGCAACAGAUGUCACUUCAAAGCCCGCAUCCGCAAGUACUCCCUCGGCAGAAGCACAAGUCUCACCAACCAUGCCCAGCCCCACAGGGAAUGACGUCGCUAUAAGCACAGCAUCUGCAAGCACCUCACCGACCAACGUGACGAGCAUAGCAUUAACGAGUGAUGCGUCGGGUGAAAUAAGUACUUCUGCAAAAGCCCCCAGCGCCACCACGAUUGAUGUCAAUUCUAGCACACCUUCUCCAAGUCCUUUGACUGUCGAAACCCCUGGCUUCCCAACCUACGGCGGCCCCACUGUUACCGAUGUCAACAGAACCACAGCUUUCAUGACUUCUCCUGCAGGUGAAACACUGAGCAGCACCGCAAAUGCAGGCCUCACCGGCACCGAGGGAAGUACAGCCAUUGCUCCCACACAUUCCCCCGCAGAUCAAACUCCUGCUCCCACAGAAAAAGACAGCACCACAGGAACCCCUGGCACUAAAACUCCAGCUCCAACAGGGACAUCACCCCAGGAAAAUCCAACCCCUUCUGGGGAAGCCAGCAGCACCAUGACUGUUGUCAGCACUCAAACAGCAUCGACCUCACUCUCAGAGGAAGAAUAUACCCAGACAUCAAGUGGCAGCAUGUCGACGCCGAUCAGUACUAGUCUCAGCGAUGGGACUGCAGAAGUGCUUUCCCCAAGUACCCUACCUGGGACAACGCUUAGCUUGACAACGUUCACCUUGCCGGGGAACAAUGGGACUGUAGCCUCAGCUUUUACAACUUCUCCUUCGGGUUUAACAGAGAGUCCCCCCUCCCAGGCUGCUACCACCACGAAUGAUUCCCCUGAAACCACCCCAUCCACAAGUACUCUGUCCUCCGAGACGCUCAGUUCCGCAACAGUGCACAGUGCACCAGAAAAUGCCACUGGCACAGCAACAGAUGUCACUUCAAAGCCCGCAUCCGCAAGUACUCCCUCGGCAGAAGCACAAGUCUCACCAACCAUGCCCAGCCCCACAGGGAAUGACGUCGCUAUAAGCACAGCAUCUGCAAGCACCUCACCGACCAACGUGACGAGCAUAGCAUCAACGAGUUAUGCGUCGGGUGAAAUACGUACUUCUGCAAAAGCCACCAGCGCCACCACGAUUGAUGUCAAUCCUAGCACACCUUCUCCAAGUCCUUUGACUGUCGAAACCCCUGGCUUCCCAACCUACGGCGGCCCCACUGUUACCGAUGUCAACACAACCACAGCUUUCAUGACUUCUCCUGCAGGUGAAACACUGAGCAGCACCGCAAAUGCAGGCCUCACCGGCACCGAGGGAAGUACAGCCAUUGCUCCCACACAUUCCCCCGCAGAUCAAACUCCUGCUCCCACAGAAAAAGACAGCACCACAGGAACCCCUGGCACUAAAACUCCAGCUCCAACAGGGACAUCACCCCAGGAAAAUCCAACCCCUUCUGGGGAAGCCAGCAGCACCAUGACUGUUGUCAGCACUCAAACAGCAUCGACCUCACUCUCAGAGGAAGAAUAUACCCAGACAUCAAGUGGCAGCAUGUCGACGCCGAUCAGUACUAGUCUCAGCGAUGGGACUGCAGAAGUGCUUUCCCCAAGUACCCUACCUGGGACAACACAGAGCUUGACAACGUUCACCUUGCCGGGGAACAAUGGGACUGUAGCCUCAGCUUUUACAACUUCUCCUUCGGGGUUAACAGAGAGUCCCCCCUCCCAGGCUGCUACCACCACGAAUGAUUCCCCUGAAACCACCACAUCCACAAGUACUCUGUCCUCCGAGACGCUCAGUUCCGCAACAGUGCACAGUGCAACAGAAAAUGCCACUGGCACAGCAACAGAUGUCACUUCAAAGCCCGCAUCCGCAAGUACUCCCUCGGCAGAAGCACAAGUCUCACCAACCAUGCCCAGCCCCACAGGGAAUGACGUCGCUAUAAGCACAGCAUCUGCAAGCACCUCACCGACCAACGUGACGAGCAUAGCAUUAACGAGUGAUGCGUCGGGUGAAAUAAGUACUUCUGCAAAAGCCCCCAGCGCCACCACGAUUGAUGUCAAUUCUAGCACACCUUCUCCAAGUCCUUUGACUGUCGAAACCCCUGGCUUCCCAACCUACGGCGGCCCCACUGUUACCGAUGUCAACAGAACCACAGCUUUCAUGACUUCUCCUGCAGGUGAAACACUGAGCAGCACCGCAAAUGCAGGCCUCACCGGCACCGAGGGAAGUACAGCCAUUGCUCCCACACAUUCCCCCGCAGAUCAAACUCCUGCUCCCACAGAAAAAGACAGCACCACAGGAACCCCUGGCACUAAACUCCAGCUCCAACAGGGACAUCACCCCAGGAAAAUCCAACCCCUUCUGGGGAAGCCAGCAGCACCAUGA
Thamnophis elegans (Western terrestrial garter snake) is the source of this 11424-nucleotide messenger RNA. RefSeq names its product mucin-19-like. Lineage: Eukaryota; Metazoa; Chordata; Lepidosauria; Squamata; Natricidae. Bases 1 to 11424 code for a protein of 3807 amino acids. The transcript is spliced from 2 exons. The record is from RefSeq and is a predicted model, not a curated record.